AUGUUCCUCUCCAGAAGCCGCGUCGGCACGUAUGCCGUGGCUGUCAUCCUGUUUGUUAUCUUCGUCUUACAUCUCAGGCCAUCCGCAUUUUCGUCAGGAGCUGGUCGAUACAGACGCCCAGAGAACUCAGAUCCAAACAAAUUCAGCUGGAGCAAGCGAAAGGAGCGAUAUCCUGCACUGUAUCAGCAUGUGCUUCCCGCAGCUGGAUCCUUGUCCAGCCAGAUUCCAAGAAUACAGUAUGAUUUUCGACAGCAAUUUCCCUCCAGAGAAGAGGUUGCCACGACCAGACAACGCUUGACCCAGAUCAAAUCCGCCAUGGAGCGAUCCUGGGACGCGUACAGACGACGCGCUUGGCUUAUGGACGAAUUGGCGCCUGUGUCUGGCGGCAACAAGACCACGUAUGGCGGCUGGGCUGCCACUCUUUGCGAUUCACUGGACACCCUAUGGAUCAUGGGCAUGAAGGCAGAAUUCAAAGAAGCUGUUGAUGCUAUUGCGGCGAUCGACUUCACUGCAACCACAAUGGAGACCAUCAACCUCUUCGAAACCACAAUUCGCUACAUGGGCGGCUUCCUCUCUGCCUACGACCUUUCUGGAGACAGGAGGCUACUCGAUAAGAGUCUCGAGCUUGCCGAUAUGAUCUACGCCGCCUUUGACACACCAAACCGUCUUCCCAUCUUGCGCUGGGACUUUCACGCAGCUCGCGAAGGCAAAGAGCAAGAAUCGCCUGAAGACAUCAUUCUCGCAGAGAUUGGGUCUUUGUCUCUGGAGUUCACCCGCCUGUCUCAAAUUACCGGCGACUCCAAAUGGUACGAUGCAGUCGCGAGAAUCACAGACAUCUUCGAGGAGCAGCAGCAGAAGUCUUCGCUUCCAGGAAUGUGGCCUUUGAAAGUCAACGGCCGAGCAGCAGACUUUGCUUCAGGAAACACAUACUCACUUGGCGCCUUCUCUGAUUCCAUGUACGAAUACCUGCCGAAGAUGUUCGCACUGCUUGGCGGAUCUUCGCAGUACGCAAAUAUGUACCUUGCCGCAAUGGAUACUGCAAUCAAGCAUGUUAUUUUCAGGCCCAUGAUCAAAGACAACAGAACUGAGAUCCUGGCUUCUGGCACGACUCGUGUAAAAGAGGGAGGGGAAAUCGAGCUCCAGCCGGAGUACCAGCACCUCGUCUGCUACACUGGAGGAAUGCUCGCGCUUGGUGGCCGACUUUUCAACAACCCACAUCAUAUUGAGAUUGGCGAACAACUCACAGAUGGGUGUAUCUGGGCAUAUCGCCAAUUUCCCUGUCUCAUUAUGCCCGAGAACUCGCAACUCGUCCCUUGCCCUACCGACAAGCCCUGCAAAUGGGAUGAGAAGGCCUGGCACGACGCGGUCGUGAAAGACUCCGCCAUUUUCGAUAAUAUGGGCAAAAAUGCCACAACACUGAUCAAGGAAAUGCACAUACCUCCCGGCUUCUCCACGAUUCGCGACGCCAAAUAUCAUUUGCGCCCGGAGGCGAUCGAGAGCAUAUUCCUGAUGUAUCGAAUUACCGGAAACAGCACUUGGCAAGAGAAAGGCUGGGAGAUGUUCCGAAGUAUUCACGCGCACACUCGUACGAAAUUUGCGCAUGCUGCGAUCGAGGAUGUUACGAAUAGGACUGCGCCGAAGAUGGACAACAUGGAGAGCUUCUGGACCGCGGAGACGUUGAAGUAUUUCUAUCUGUUGUUCGACGAGCCUACUCAUAUCAGCUUGGAUGAGUAUGUGUUCAAUACUGAAGCCCAUCCUCUCCGACGGCCUAGCACUGGCAAGACUGGCUGGUUCUCUUGGAAAUGA
Molecule: messenger RNA, 1806 nt
Organism: Cercospora beticola
Lineage: Eukaryota; Fungi; Ascomycota; Dothideomycetes; Mycosphaerellales; Mycosphaerellaceae
Product: glycoside hydrolase family 47 protein
Biological process (GO): mannose trimming involved in glycoprotein ERAD pathway; carbohydrate metabolic process
Cellular component (GO): membrane; endoplasmic reticulum
Molecular function (GO): calcium ion binding; mannosyl-oligosaccharide 1,2-alpha-mannosidase activity
Source: RefSeq, a predicted model, not a curated record